Molecule: messenger RNA, 1589 nt
Organism: Daldinia vernicosa
Lineage: Eukaryota; Fungi; Ascomycota; Sordariomycetes; Xylariales; Hypoxylaceae
Product: cytochrome P450
Exons: 7
Coding region: 1-1482 (493 amino acids)
Molecular function (GO): iron ion binding; heme binding; oxidoreductase activity, acting on paired donors, with incorporation or reduction of molecular oxygen
Source: RefSeq, a predicted model, not a curated record
AUGGCGCCGCAGCUGCUAGACUGUUCCCUUGUUUAUUUUCUAAUCUUUCCUAUACUAGGGUUGUUACUCUCGAGUCUGGUAUAUCUUCGCUUCCUAGCAUGGUACCGACUCCGGCACGUCGACGGGCCCUGGCUCGCCUCUCUCUCGUACCUAUGGUUGCUCUGGGCGACAUUUAAACAGGGCCAAGGUAUCAGCUUUACGAAACUCGACCAAGAGUACGGGUCUCUCGUACGCAUCGGACCCAAAGAUCUUAUAACUAGCGAUCCUGAGAUUAUCCGGCGGAUGAGCGCCGCGCGGUCUAGAUAUCAGCACCCUUAUUACGCAUCUCUGUUCAGCAUGACGGAUACCGGCGAACACGCUAAGGUAAGGGCGCGAAUGUCGUCCGGGUAUAGGAAUAAGGAUAGCACGACAAUAGAAGGUGUCGACGAACAGUUGGCCGAAUUUGUGGCAUUGAUUCGACGCAAGUAUUUGUCGUCGGAUCACGAGUUACGAUCAUUGGAUCUUGCUAGCAAGAUAACGUUUCUCGCGAUAGACGUCCUUAGCAAAGUCGCUUACGGUCGGGCUUUUGGCUACCUACGGACGGACUCGGACGUGCAUGGCCAUGUCGAGUCUAUGGAGACUGCUAUAAAUUCUUUAUCGGUGCUGCUUGACAUUCCCUGGCUCGCGGGGCCAGUGUUCAGCAGGGCUUUCCUGGGUUUAUUUGGACCAAAACCUACGGACGAGAGUGGGAGAGGGAAAAUGAUGGGAAUUGCCCAGGCUAUUACCUCCGAGGAACGUUUUGGACCUGAUGCUAAGGACCGGCAAGACAUGCUAGGAUCAUUCAUAAAACACGGCUUCACGCGUCGUCAGUGCGAGACCGAAAUCCCCUUCCAGAUUAUAGCCGGCAGUGCUACGAUUGCUACAGCCAUUUGUGGGACGAUGCUUAGCUUACUAUCGCUGCCUCGCGUUUACUUUAAACUGCGAGAAGAGAUAGAUGGGGCUAUAGCUAGCGGUCUACUUUCAUCGCCGAUCAAGGAAGAUGAGGCGAUGAAGCUGGAAUACCUACAGGCAGUGAUAUAUGAAGGCCUUCGUAUCAAUACUCCUUUAUCAAGCCUCCUAUCGAAAGAAGUUCCUCCCGAAGGAGAUACAAUCGACGGCAAGUUUAUCCCGGGGGGAACUCGCAUCGGCCAUAACAACUUCGCCAUGCACCGUUCGACAGCCAUCUUCGGCCGCGACGCGCACGUAUUCCGGCCUGAGCGCUGGCUCGAUAUCGACGCGGAAAAACACUGUAGGAUGACCGAGACUGUAGAGCUUAUCUUCGGCUACGGCCAAUUCGGUUGUCUGGGGAAGAAUAUUGCUUUCGUGGAGUUGAAUAAGGUCUACGUUGAAUUGCUCCGUUACUUUGAUUUCCAGUUGAUCGAUCCAAAGAAGCCCAUACACAGCGUGGAUCGCAAUAUCUUCCUCCAGAAGGAGAUGUGGGUGAGAGUAACGGAGAGAGCUUGAUGGAAAGAAGAUAACUAGCUAUAAUAGCGGUAGGAACUAGGCGAGGUCAUGGGGACGCCCAACAUACCUACAAGAAUUCAGGCCACAAAGCGAUAAUCUUUUGUUAA